Messenger RNA from Owenia fusiformis, 1707 nucleotides. NCBI's taxonomy places the organism in Eukaryota, Metazoa, Annelida, Polychaeta, Sabellida, Oweniidae. The record is from the annotation of a GenBank genome assembly.
GAGUUCUUUCUUGCAAACCAUAAGUCAAUACAUUUAAUAAAUAUCGUAAUAUCGAUCUCAAUUAAUUCCUUUAUUCAUUGGAACGAAAAAAUAUUUGUACGAUCUUCUUAAAAUUCGUCGUCAAAAAGCGCUUAAAUAUGCAGUACAAUGCACAUGCUCUUAUUCUUGGAUUGGUCGUUAUACCGGGAGCUCUGCGUGUACAAGCUCAGAGCAAGUGUGGCUUGGACAUAAUGUGGGCACUUGAUACAUCGUGUAGUAUAGCUGUUGAAGAUGGAAUAAAGGUCCGAGAUUUUAUUGUCAAGAUGAUCAAAGAUUUCAGGAUUGGACCAGGUCCUGACGAGACUCAGAUAGGGGUUGUUAACUUCAACAAAGGGACGCAACAUCAAUUUUAUUUAAAAGACUCAGUAGAUGAUGCUACUGCCGUAGAACUCGCCGAAAAUAUUGAUCUUUCAAAUCUUAGAUUCAAAAACAACAGUGGUUGCAAAACACAUACGUUCAAAGCUCUUGAUGAAAUCAGGAACAUCUACUUCACACCUAAGAAUGGGGAUAGAAGAAACGUUCCAAAUGUUGUUAUAGUUGUUACAGACGGUGUCACAGUUCAGCCUAAGUAUCAGCCUGACACUAUUGCCAAUGCAAAGUUGCUGCAUGAAGAUGGUGCUGGUGUGGUUGUCGUUGCCCUCCCGAGCCAGAGUGGAGGAAAUGGGACAUUCGAGUUUUUCUCCGUGGCGUCAGAUGCGCGAAACGUAUUCACAAUUGACAAGUUCGAUAAUCUGGAGACGUUUAUAUUUGACAUCUCAGCUGCUGUGUGUAGAGAAGUUCCAACUACUAAACCACCAACAACAACGACGACGACUACUACUACCACAACGACACCCAGACCUACUCCCGCGGAACCAACUGGAAUCUGUCCCAGGGGGUUUUUCAAUCCCGGGGAUAAAGGAUCCUGCCAGAUUGUUAUGAACGCCUGUCCAAAGAACAAUCCAUUGUGUUGUGGAGAUUGUAUGCUGUUUAAUGAUCCAGUUUUAGCGGUGCCAAAUCGGCCAAUGUAUGUCACUACGAGGCCGGGCAAUACCAAAUGUUUAUGUGAAGCAUGCAUGAAGAAAAAGAUUUGCGUUCCAAAAGCUCUGCGGGGAGCAUGGGAGGAUGCUAGGAGACAAGCUGGACUACCUGUGGAAUAGAUUUUCCAAAAAAUCUCCAAUACAACAGGGAAUACAAACAUAUCUCAUGUAGAUUUCAUUGUAUAACUUUAUAAAUCUAUAAUAUGGCGAUUAUUAUAAAUGUAUAUACAAUCUACAUAACUAAAUGUGAAAACAAAAACAUUGCCCCAUUCACACAAUAGGAGACCGGUAAAUUGCCACGAUACAUACUGUGGUCGAUCACCUUCAAAUCUAUAUUAUCUAAUUGUAUCAGGAAUCAGGUAUCAGGAUACGGGCGUAGAUGGAAUUAUAUGGAUUGUUAUAUAUUCUGGAAAGAAUUGAUACAAAAGCUGCACUUGUUUGUUUUUUCAAUUUUGGUGAUCGAAGCAGUCAUAUCCUAGGGGCGCGAGGCUAGUAUUUAGUACUAACUGUUUCUGUUUCUUCUUGUUAAAUAUCUUCAGUGGUGUUGCUUAUAUCAGGCUAUGCUAACAUAAUAAUGAUAAAUGUACUAUUUUAGCUUGUAUAAAAAUUGUCAAAAUGUUGAAUCUAAUUGAAAUAAAUUGAUCUGAAA